UUAUUACUUCAACCAUAAUAAUAAUAAUAAUAAUAAUAUUAAUAUGAGUAAUUUAAAUUCUCAUCUCCUUUUUUUGAAAGAGUAAAGAAGAGUGUCUUCCUAUUGUCACCGUCCCGUUCCGACCGUUCAAACCAUCCUCGAUUAGCCGACAAAGCUCACAGAACCAAAAGAAGAACAUUCAAUUAUAAUAUUAUCUAUUUAAUUUAAUUAUUUAAUUAUUUAUUUCCAAAAUUAAAUUAUUAUUUAAACCCCUAAAUAUUCUCCCUUUCAUAUAUUUAAUUAAUUAAAUAAAAAUUAAAUAAAUCCUUCAAAGACCAUAACACUCCUUCUCUCUCUCUCUCUCUCUCUCUCUCUCUCUCUCUCUCUCUCUCUCUUUCUACUAAUCUCUAUACAGAGUAUCAGAGCCGUUACCGUACACUUCACUGUUUUCCUACGGUUCUUUCUUCUCUUCUUCAGCUUCAUUUUCUUCUUCUCUUUUUUGUUAAAAAAAUAUAUUUUUGGGUUAUUUAUCGCUCAGAUUUGGGUUUGGGAGCUUUGUGGAGUUCUGUGUAGUGUUCUCUGAGGGUUAGGGUUUCCGCAUUAUGAUGUGAAACCCUAGCCGGGGUGGGGGUUUGGUUGGGUUAGGGUUUUUGUAAGAUCUGGAGUAAGGGGAAAGAAGGGGGAGGGCAAUGGGGAAUUGUUGCAGAUCUCCGGCGGCCGUUGCCAGAGAAGAUGUGAAAUCGAGUUUUUCCGGUCAAGAUCAUGGACGGAGGGACUCGAAUGCUGUGAAGAAGGCGCCUGUUACUGUGUUGACUGGGGUUCCGAAGGAGAAUAUUGAGGAGAAGUAUUUGGUGGAUCGGGAGCUUGGUCGUGGUGAGUUUGGGGUUACUUAUCUCUGUAUUGAACGACAGACGAGGGAGUUACUUGCUUGUAAGAGUAUUUCGAAGCGGAAGUUGAGGACUGCGGUGGACAUUGACGAUGUGAGGAGGGAAGUUGCUAUAAUGAAGCAUUUGCCGAAGAAUUCUAGUAUUGUGACCUUGAAGGAGGCUUGUGAAGACGAUAAUGCGGUUCAUUUGGUUAUGGAGUUGUGUGAGGGUGGCGAGCUUUUCGAUCGGAUUGUCGCUAGGGGCCAUUAUACGGAGCGAGCGGCUGCGGCGGUGACAAGGACGAUUGUGGAGGUUGUUCAGCUCUGUCAUAAACAUGGGGUGAUCCAUAGGGACUUGAAGCCAGAGAACUUUUUGUUCGCGAACAAGAAGGAGAAUUCUCCUUUGAAGGCUAUUGAUUUUGGGUUGUCCAUAUUUUUCAAACCAGGUGAGAAGUUCUCUGAGAUUGUUGGCAGUCCAUAUUAUAUGGCUCCAGAGGUGCUGAAGCGGAAUUAUGGACCAGAAAUUGAUAUAUGGAGUGCAGGAGUUAUCCUCUAUAUUUUGUUAUGUGGUGUUCCUCCUUUUUGGGCUGAGUCUGAACAAGGUGUUGCACAGGCAAUUCUUCGUGGCCUAAUAGAUUUUAAACGUGAUCCGUGGCCCAAUAUCUCAGAAAGUGCCAAGAGUUUAGUCAGGCAGAUGUUGGAGCCAGACCCUAAGGCAAGACUAACUGCAAAACAAGUUCUUGAGCAUCCGUGGCUCCAAAAUGCUAAGAAAGCUCCAAAUGUCCCACUCGGAGAUGUUGUCAAAUCAAGGCUAAAACAAUUUUCAAUGAUGAACAGAUUCAAGAGAAAGGCCUUGAGGGUUAUAGCAGAAUUCCUAUCCACUGAAGAAGUUGAAGAUGUAAAGGAACUGUUUAGAAAGAUGGACACUGACAAUGAUGGUAUUGUUUCAAUUGAAGAAUUGAAAUCUGGACUUAAAAAUUUUGGAUCCCAGCUUGCAGAAUCUGAAGUUCAGACGCUUAUUGAAGCUGUUGAUGCUAAUGGGAAGGGAACGCUGGACUGUGGUGAAUUCGUUGCUGUUUUCUUGCACCUACAAAGAAUGGCCAAUGACGAGCAUCUUCGCAAGGCCUUUUCCUACUUCGACAGGGAUGGGAACAAUUACAUCGAGCCAGAUGAGCUCAGAGAUGCAUUGAUGGAAGAUGGAGCAGAGGAUUGUACAGAUGUAGCCAAUGACAUUUUCCUGGAAGUGGACACAGACAAGGAUGGGCGUAUCAGCUACGAUGAGUUUGUGGCAAUGAUGAAAACUGGAACAGAUUGGAGAAAGGCUUCUCGGCAUUACUCAAGAGGAAGAUUCAACAGUCUUAGCAUGAAGCUGAUGAAGGAUGGUUCUUUAAAUUUGGGGUAGUUAGUAGUGAAUGAAGCACACACCGAUGCGGUUGGGUGUUCAAUGUAUGGAAAUGGAUACAAAAGAGGUGCUGUAUCAUUUUCUGCCCAUCUGGUACUUGCUUUCUUUUGUGAUUUUUUUGAUAGUGUCCCAUAGAUAAAAAUGGGCCUACCUUUGCUUGGUGCCUUAGAAGGAUCAUAUGAUAUGGAGGGGUCUGAGUACAAUUAUUUGUCCCAGGCAAAGAAAAAAAAAUGUUGAUUUGUGUAAAAAAAACAACGGACCUUGUAGCCUACUGCGCGACAUGUAUGAUUCUCUCUGUGUCCUCUUUUUGCCAUUUCAACCUUUAUGUGAUUUGUUUUUGGUUGACAAUGUGGAGUUGAAAGUGCUGUAGCAUACUGUUGUAAAAGAAAUAUGAAGGGUCUUUCUUUGUAGUGUGCAUGUUAUUGGCCACAAGUCAGAAUUACAAUUAUGUCCUUUCCCAUCUCAAUGGAGAAGUAAGUAAGGUUUGUAUUUUUA
Molecule: messenger RNA, 2741 nt
Organism: Cannabis sativa
Lineage: Eukaryota; Viridiplantae; Streptophyta; Magnoliopsida; Rosales; Cannabaceae
Product: calcium-dependent protein kinase 13
Exons: 7
Coding region: 669-2246 (525 amino acids)
Biological process (GO): intracellular signal transduction; peptidyl-serine phosphorylation; protein autophosphorylation
Cellular component (GO): cytoplasm; nucleus
Molecular function (GO): calcium ion binding; calcium-dependent protein serine/threonine kinase activity; ATP binding
Source: RefSeq, a predicted model, not a curated record